Xiphias gladius (swordfish) is the source of this 1827-nucleotide messenger RNA. RefSeq names its product all-trans-retinol 13,14-reductase-like. The coding region runs from base 1 to 1827 and encodes 608 amino acids. The transcript has 12 exons. The record is from RefSeq and is a predicted model, not a curated record. NCBI's taxonomy places the organism in Eukaryota, Metazoa, Chordata, Actinopteri, Istiophoriformes, Xiphiidae. Gene Ontology annotation, molecular function: oxidoreductase activity.
AUGUGGUGGUGGCUUCUGGGUGCAUUGAGCUGCGUGCUGCUGGCGGUGGUCGGCAUCUUCUUCCUGACCGGGAAGCGCUACAAGGUGUUCAGCGAGGAGUUCUUGAGGCCACCAGGACCCUUGGUCACCGACAGCAAACAGAGGGACGAAAGGCUGAAGAGAGGUUUUUCUGCAGCUCGUGUUCCCGCUGCUCUGGAUGCGGUGGUGAUUGGCAGUGGUGUGGGAGGUUUGACAGCAGCCGCACUUUUGUCCAAAGCCGGGAAGAGAGUUGUGGUCCUGGAGCAACAUGAUCAGGCUGGAGGCUGCACACACACCUUCCAGAAUAAGGGAUUUGAGUUCGAUGUGGGUAUCCAUUACUUGGGUCAGCUCCACGAGAACAGCAUGCUCAGGGUUGCUCUGGAUCAGAUUACAGAGGGACAGCUGCGGUUCACACGGCUGGAGCAGCACUUUGACACGCUGGUCCUGGGUCAGCCUGACCAGCGCAGGGAGUACCAUAUCCAUGCAGGGAAGACUGAGAUGGCAGCUAGCCUAAAGAAGCAGUUUCCAGGAGAGGAGGAGGCCAUUGAUGAGUUCAUGAGAUUGAUGAAGCUAGCCUCACGGCGGACGCCACUUAUCGCCGUCUUGAAGAUCAUACCGUACGGGGUGGUUAACUUCCUGGUUCGUACUGGCCUGUUAAAUCUCAUAUCUUCAGUGUUCCGCCUGGCAACAACCAACCAUACAGAAAUAAUGUCCCGCCUCACACAGAACAAGGACCUGCAGGCACUGUCAGCCUACCUGUUCUAUGGUGUCCCUCCUAAAGAGUCCAGCUUUCUUAUCAACGCUCUCCUUCUUCACCACUACAAACGUGGUGCGUACUACCCACGAGGGGGCGCCAGUGAGUUUGCCUUUCACAUCAUCCCCGUCAUUCAGCAGGCAGGCGGUACCGUGCUGGUCAGGGCUCCUGUACAACGCAUCCUGCUCAACCAGCAGGGGAAGGCCUAUGGUGUGACAGUGCUUAAAGGCCAAGAAGAGACUGAAGUUCAUGCCCCUGUUGUUAUUUCUAACGCUGGCAUCUUCAACACCUUCCAGAAGUUUCUGCCUCAGCACAUACAGGACAAACCAGAGAUCCAGUCGCUGUUGGGUAUGGUACGUCAUGGUAUGGGUUCCUUCUUGGUGUUUGUUGGUUUGGAUGGAACCAAAGACGAGCUAGGCAUUGUUUCCACCAACUUCUGGAUGUAUAAACACAACGACUUGGACACACUAAUGGAACGAUACUCUUCCCUGAGCAGAGACCAGGUAUUAGGGAACAUUCCCAUGAUGUUCAUCACCUUCCCAUCUGCUAAAGAUCCCACAGCCAACAUCAGACACCCAGGUAAGUCCUGUAUGACAUUGCUAACCAUGGCUCGCUAUGAGUGGUUCGAAGAAUGGGAAGAGACAAAGCUUGGCAAGAGGGGACAGGACUACCUGGAUUUGAAAAACAGCAUGGCCCAAGAGCUGCUGGACUGGGCACUAACCAUCUUCCCACAGUUGCGUGACAAGGUGGUGAUGGUGGACGCUGCCACCCCUCUGACAAAUGUCCACUAUUUGGGUGCUCCAAGAGGCGAGAUGUACGGCGCUGAACACAACGUGGAGCGGUUCAGCCCUGAAACAGUUGCUAGGACACGACCACAGACACCAGUCAACGGACUUUACCUAACAGGUCAGGACGUAUUCUGUAACGGCAUGGCCGGAGCUCUGCACGGUGGACUGCUCUGCGCCUCUGCAGUUCUUAAUCAGAUCCUCUACAUUGACCUUCUAGCCCUGAAGAACCGCCUCAAACACAGACGGACCAAUCAUAAGCUGACGUAG